AUGUACUUCCGGUUUUCCUCCUAUGAGAACAUUUUGCCGGUAUGUUGUUGCAUUUUAGGAUUUAAACGAGGAGGAUCGAUAAUGUGAUAUAUUUGCUUGAUCAUGGGGAAGAAUUAUUAUUGUGACUUCUGCGACAAGACAUUUGCUGAUAAAGCAAACAAUCGUAAAAACCAUCUAAAAGGCCUGAUACACCAACGUUGUCGCAAAGCUUAUUACGAUCAGUACCGCGAGCCGGGGGUAAUCCUGGCAGAGGAGUUGUCGAAACGUCCAUGUAAACAUUUUCUGUCCUCUGGACACUGCUCCUUCAUGGGAAGUUGUAAAUAUUCACACAUGACAGAUGAACAGAAGCAAGAAAUGCAAAGACAAAUUGAUGCUAAGAAAAAUGUUGCAAGUUCCAAGACAGCAGAGUCAAUAGAACCACCAUCUCUUGAAAAAUGGCUAGAAAAAGUUCAAAAGUGUUCAAAGGAUAAAACGAAAGUAGAUAAAAUCCACAAAGAACAGGAAUUACCUGUGUAUUCCCUUCCUCCACAUCUGGAGGGCAUCACUAAUCUUCCUCCCUCGUUGCUUCCUCCCCCUCCAGGCAUUUUUACAUCCCUGCCUUUGGAGGAGUGGGGCUGAAAAUAACUGUGUAGUCUAGAUAAUAUUUUUAUUGUGAAUUCUUUGUAUAAUAAACAUGUGAAGGUCUUGUCAAUUAAAUUUUCUCAAUGGCACAAUAUUUACAUAUGUCAUUGUGUUUUUUCUGUUUAUUUUCAUGCUGCAUGUAGU
Molecule: messenger RNA, 765 nt
Organism: Mizuhopecten yessoensis (Yesso scallop)
Lineage: Eukaryota; Metazoa; Mollusca; Bivalvia; Pectinida; Pectinidae
Product: zinc finger matrin-type protein 5-like
Exons: 2
Coding region: 103-618 (171 amino acids)
Cellular component (GO): U12-type spliceosomal complex
Molecular function (GO): nucleic acid binding; zinc ion binding
Source: RefSeq, a predicted model, not a curated record